This is a messenger RNA of Bombina bombina (fire-bellied toad), 6936 nucleotides long. RefSeq lists its product as uncharacterized. The record is from RefSeq and is a predicted model, not a curated record. Bases 122 to 2215 code for a protein of 697 amino acids. The transcript has 15 exons. Lineage: Eukaryota; Metazoa; Chordata; Amphibia; Anura; Bombinatoridae.
CUAAUUAAAAAUAAUGAAAGUAAACAACAUAUACUUUAUGUUGAAUUAUUAAAAAAAAGCAAAAAAAAAACUUACAAAGCAUAUCAAAUCUUUUUCAGUAUCAGAAAAAACUGCUAACAACAUGACUUAUGAAAAAAUGAUAUACAAAGCUCGGGAAUCACUGAAGGCAAGAUUUGAAGUAUUAACUGACUAUGCCAUCUCUGAAAGUGAUAUGUCUAUCUUGGAUCAGUUUACUUGUCCUGAUGACAUAAAACUUUGUGAUAUUGAGGAAUUUGAAGGAAAAACAGAAAUAUACAUUGGGAAAGGAAACAGAACAUCAGAGGACCGAUUGGCUCUUGCGAUGUUAUUAAAAGAUUUCACAUCACAAAACAAAGAUGAAUCCAAAGCUGUAAUUCUGAAGAAAAAAAUUGCGGCAGUCAAAAACAUUGUGGUGUAUUUGCCCAGCAAGUUUCUCUAUAGUGGUGUAGAAAUUUUGGAAAUGCCAGGAACAGAUGAAUCCGAUCCACUGGCAAUGAGCUUUAUACAAGAUGCAUUAGACAAUGUGGAUGCAGUGAUUCUCCUGUCAGAAUAUGCAUUUUCUAUAACUGCAGAAGAAGUAAAAGAUACCCUCAAAAACAGCAAAUUCAUAAAGAAAUGGCUACAAGAUUCACAAAGUUACAAAUUGCUGUUUCUUUCCUAUCCAGAGAAGGAUCAAAACUGUAAGUUUGGGGCAAAUGAUGAAGAAAAACUGAAGAAACUGACAUUGCAAGAUAAGAGGAAAAAAAAGGAGGAAAUGAAAAUACUUAGUAAACUUAUAGCUCCAAGUUUGUUGUCAUCACAUAUGAAAGAUAAUAUUGUCUCCUCAUAUGUAUUACCAGUUUUGCAUACUUCAAUUCAUGCACAAGAGGGGAUGACAGAGGAAAUCAUUUCGAGAAAUAACAUUUUUUUAAAGCAUACUGGAAUCAAUGAAUUAUUCCUUAAGAUUGAUGAAUUUGUUGUACAUAAGCACCAAUCACUUACAGAAGAGCUUGAAAAAAACCUGAGUGAUCUACAAACCAGACAAGAUAGUGAAGUGGGCAUUACACAAGAAACGAGUGAUGGGAUUGCCUCACAAAAUAUAGACUUUACACAUGAAUCUAAUUUCUUAAAGCAAAAUGAAGUUAUUUUAAAAGAACUUAAAAAAGAGCAUAAGGAUCUAAUAACUGCCACCGUCAAUGGACCGCUAAAAGAACUGUUAUCAAGAACUGCCCAAAAUGCUAUCCGAAGAUGGAAAGAAGUUGAGAGCAAAGUGACUGAUGUAUGUUUAUUCAAUCCUCAAUAUAAUGGGAAGCAUCCUGCAUACAAGGAGAAAAUGUACAAUUUAUUGUUUGAUGACAUUGAUGGAAAAAUAUCACCAAUUUUUGAUGAACUUUUCCACAGACUUACCACAAUAUUUGAACAGUACAAGGAAAAGGCAAUUAAGCUAUUUAAAAAAGAACUAUAUGGAAAAAGAGGAGCACGUGUUGCAAACUUUGAAAGGUCCCUGGAAUAUGCCUUGGAUUGGCAUUUGGGAACGAGAAGAUCGUCAUUAAAGAGUACUUUAAAAAAAUCUUUUGAAAAGAGUUGUAAGGAUAGUUUGACAAAGCAUAUAUUGGAACCAGCUUACAAAACAAGUAUUGAAAAAGCAAAACACGAAAUGACUGGACAAAUUCAGAAAGUUUUAUCGGAUGUGGAGAGUUCUUUUCUGGAUAACACCAUAUCCCUUUAUGAUGAACGGUGGCCUGCUAACCUUUCCAAAUUCAUGGUUCGUGCCUGCAUUCCAUUGAAAUCUUUUCGUCUUUUACAACCUGGGUGCACUUUUUGUGGAGAAAUUAAAUGUUCUGUUUGCACAUAUAUGAAGAGCACUUCUAGUUUUAAAAGCAGCAUUACUAAUAAGGUUUAUGAAAUCAAAGACAGUUUAAGCUGUCUGAGCAAAAAUGCUAUAUAUCUAAUUACAUGUGAAAAAUGCGGGAAGCAAUAUGUUGGAGAAACUACACAAUCUGUCCGCCGCAGAUUUGUUGACCACUUAUCGACUAUAAAUUGUAAAAAGGAUUUGGCUGUUCCUCAGCAUUUUUGCCAGGAUGACCAUUCUACCAGUGAUGUUUCACUUGCUAUAAUCGAGCAAGUAAAAAAUAAAGAAGAUAUCCUGAUAAGAGAAUCUUAUUGGAUUCAAGAGUUAAAGACACAAAAACCAUAUGGCUUAAAUAGUAAAGUUUAAAACAUUGUGGCUAAAUUGAUAAUUUCAUAAACAUGAAUAUUUCCUUUUUAGAAGAUUGUGAUACCUUUUUAAUGGACCAAAUAAAUCAAGGUUUUGUAUUCCAUAAGCUUUCAAAACAUCACAGGUCUCUUCUUGAGAUGUAGAUGAGUUUAUCCAUUAAAGGUAGACUUGUGCAGCAUCGAAUAAUUAAUUUCUGAUUAAUUAUUUGUAACGAAUAUUAUGAAAAAUUUGCUUCCAGAAUAUUCAUUGUAUUCAUUUUUUUGGCACAUGCCUAAUUAAAAGGUAUCACAAUCUACUAAAAGGAAGAUUUUCUUUAGAACCAGUACGGCAAUAACUCUUUUUCAGUACACAUACAGAAAAUCAUUGCGUUGGAGUAAAUUAAUUCUGCAGAGAUUAUUACAUUGUUUUAAUAAUAUUUCUAAAAAAUAUUAAUCAAAAUACAAAAAAUUAUAACAAUUUGUGUACAAGUCCAUCCUUUACAUAUUUUUGUAUUAAUAUACAGUUCAACAAUAAUUUUAACCCAGUUUUUUAGUUGCAGACUGUUUCCUAGAAUCUCACCAUAAUAAUAAAUAGGGAUAUUUUUAAGAAUGAUUUUCGCUUUACUUUUGAUGGAUAAUUUUUGACCUAUUUAAAGUUAUAAAGCAAAAAGAUUUGAUUAACAGCAGCUCCUUUUUUAUUUCAUAAAAUGGGAGAGUCCACAAGCCAUCACAUGUGCAAUUAAAGUCCACUAUCAGGAGGCAAAACACCCAACAUAAUAGAGCUUUAAUCACUUCCACUUCUCCAUGUUUCCACAGUCAAUGUUUUGCCUCUAGCAUAGAGUGAUAGUGAAACUUCAGCACAAGACGGGGAAAAACUUUUCCCCGUGUGAAGCUGUCAACAUCCUCCAAGGUGAAAUAUGGCACUUCUGGGCACUUUUACAAAAGUACCUAAAGUUGAGGUACUAUCUCUAAAUGUUACGCUGUUUGCUUUUGUUCACAUCAGAACUCUGGUCUUGAUAUUUAGCAGGCUUUCAGAAAAUCAAGAAAAAAUUUACUAUUUUUUGUGUGUGCAUAUUCUCCUCUGCAGACAUAUAGGCCCCUAUUUAAGAAAGGUCUUGCGGACCUGAUCCGACACUGCGGAUCAGGUCCGCAAGACCUUGCUGAAUGCGGAGAGCAAUACGCUCUCCGUAUUCAGCAUUGCACCAGCAGCUCACAAGAGCUGCUGGUGCAAUGCCGCCCCCUGCAGACCAAUCGGCCGCCAGCAGGGGUGUCAAUCAACCCGAUCGUACUUGAUCGGGUUGAUUUCUGGCGAGUUAUGGAGCAGCGGUCUUUAGAUCUUCACAAAGGCUCUUUGAGCUGUUUAGUCAGUAGUUAGAGCUCAGGAGAUUGCAGAUAGUCCUUACCUAGAUGACAUUCUGGUACAGACUACUUCUCUCCAGAUGGCGGCUCUGGGACAUAAGAACAAAUUUCUUUAUUUUCUUCAUAUUCAUGGUUGGAAAAUCAACCUCCUGAAGAGCUCUCUAAUCACUCAAACCAGGGUUUCCUUCAUGGGUUUCAUUAUAGCUUCUGUAUCAAAAAGACUGUCUCUUGCAGAUCAGCCCAGACUCAAAUUGCAGAAGGCAUGGAAGUAGCAGGUGUCAUGGUAGCCGUGUCAGAUGCUGUACCUAUUGCCAGAUUAUACUUGCCUCCUUUGCAACUAUGAAUGUUUACAACAAUCUGUCUCAGAAUAUCUCUUUGGCUUAAAAACAAGUCAAUCCUUAACUUGGUGGCAAACUCACCAGUCUUUGGAUCAGGGCAGGGACUUCUUUUUUCAUCCAAAAUGGGAGGUAAUUACCUUUCUUUAUCUUUAGGGUUUUCCAUACUUGGUCCUUGUUAGAACAGGAGUAAUUUCUGAGCCUUAAAUAAAAAAAUGUCACAGUGGUGGCUUACAUCAAUCACCAAGUCAAUACUUGAAGCACCUUAGCAAUGUAAACCACAUUCUAAUUUCAUCACUAUGCAGCUCCUAAAAAUGCAAAAGGUUGAUUGCUUCAUAAUUUGGAUGUAGUCAGUGCAUUAAAAAAUGUUUUCAAUUGACAGAAGAAUUUAAAUUUAUUUCUUUGUUUACCAUUUCUACCAUUUCACUGGUUCCCACAAGGAACAUAAAGCUAUUACCUUGGCAGCUUGGCUAAAAAACUCACGGCUAGAUUACGAGUUGUGCAUUAGGGUAAAAAAGCAGCGUUAAGAGGUCCUAACGCUGCUUUUUUACGCCUGCUGGUAUUACGAGUCUUGAAGGUUUAGGGUCACUGCACACUUCUUUGGCCUUACCGUAAAACGACUUACGUAAACUUCGUAAAGUCUUUUUUCUAUGGGACUUCCAUAGCGCAGGUAUUACAAGUCUGUCCUGGGAGGCCAAAAAGUGAGCCGUACACCCUACCCCGUCAAGAGUUCUAACGCAUUUAAAAGUCAGUAGUUUUAUGGUACAACGCCGUAACAUAAAACUCAUAACUAAAGUGCUAAAAAGUACACUAACACCCAUAAACUACCUAUUAACCCCUAAACCAAGGCCCUCCCGCAUCGCAAACACUAUAAUAAAAUUAUUAACCCCUAAUCUGCCUCUCCGGACACCGCCGCCACCUACAUUAUAUUUAUGAACCCCUAAUCUGCUGCCCCCGACAUCGCAGACACCUACAUUAUAUUUAUUAACCCCUAAUCUGCCGCCCCCAAUGUCGCCGCAACCUACCUACACUUAUUAAUCCCUAAAGUCAUUAUAGUGUAGUGUUAGGUGUUAGUAUAACUUUGGUUAGGUUUUAUUUUACAGGUAAAUUUGUAUUUAUUUAAGCUAUGUGGUUAUUAAAUAGUUAAUAACUAUUUAAUAACUAUUCUACCUAGUUAAAAUAAAUACAAACUUGCCUGUAAAAUAAAAAUAAAUCCUAAAAUAGCUACAAUGUAACUAUUAGUUAUAUUGUAGCUAGCUUAGGGUUUAUUUUAUAGGUAAGUAUUUAGUUUUAAAUAGGAAUAAUGUAGUUAAUGAUAGUAAUUUUCUUUAGAUUUAUUUAAAUUAUAUUUAAGUUAGGGGGUGUUAGGGUUAGACUUAGGUUUAGGGGUUAAUACAUUUAGUAUAGUGGCAGCGACGUUGGGGGCGGCAAAUUAAGGGGUAAUAAGUGUAGGUAGGUGGCGGCGGCAGAUUAGGGAUUAAUACAUAUAAUGUAGGUAGCGCCGAUGUUGGGGGCAGCAGAUUAGGGGUUCAUAAGUAUAAUGUAGGUGGCGGCGGUGUCCGGAGCGGCAGAUUAGGGGUUAAUAAGAAUAAUGUAGGUGUCGGCGAUGUUGGGGGCGGCAGAUUAGGGGUUAAUAAAUGUAAGAUUAGGGGUGUUUAGACUCGGGGUUCAUGUUAGGGUGUAAACAUAAAUUUUAUUUCCCCAUAGGAAUCAAUGGGGCUGCGUUAAGGAGCGUUACGCUGAUUUUUUGCAGGUGUUAGACUUUUUCUCAGCCGGCUCUCCCCGUUGAUUCCUAUGGGGAAAUCGUGCACGAGCACGCACGACCAGCUCACCGCUGACUUAAGCAGCGCUGGUAUUGGAGUGCGGUAAGGAGCAAAAUUUUGCUCAACGCUCACUUCUUGUCUUUUAACGACGGGUUUGUAAAAACCUGUAAUACCAGCGCUGUAGGAAAGUGAGCCGUGAGGGAAAACUGCUAGUUAGCACCGCAUAGCCUCUAAUGCAAAACUCGUAAUCUAGCCGUUAGAUAUUUCUAUCCUAUUGCAUAGUAGUCUCAUGGACUUUACUGCGUGAAUAUACGAUCCCACAUCUGAUGGCUCAUAGACUUUCAUCAUCUUAUGAAAGAAAACUUUUAUGCUUACCUGGUAAAUUCAUUUUUUUUUUAUGAUGAUGAAAAAUUUAGCGGCAGCACCAGUUUGUACUUUGCUUACCCUGCUUUAUCUUUCUUACUUUUUAAAAUUUCUCUUCAUUGGCCAUAUGUAUGACUGAGGUAUCAUAUGAAAGUGGAAGGGAUUAAAACGCUUAUGUUAGGUGUUUUGCUUCCUCCUGGACUGGUCUUUAAUCCCACAUGUGAUGGCUUGUUGGCUUGGAAAAGUAUCACACAUAUAUUUUUAAUAAAAUUUUAAAUAGAUUUUAGAAUAAAAACAAACUUUAUUUUUCCUUACCAUUAACAUCCAUAAUUUAAAAUAUAAUUACAAUUAAAUGGAAGUCUGAUUAUCUAAAGCUCUCCACUCUAGUGAGAUUAUCAUCAGUACUGCAAGGUCCCUCAAAAAUUUUUAGAAAGGCAAAUUUUAGCUUGAGGGUUGUUUAUCUCUCUAUACCACUGGUUUUCAAACCUGUCCUCAAGCCUCCCCAUCAGGCCAGGUUUUCAGGAUUACCUUGGAUUAGAGCAGGUAAAAUAACCAUUGUUGAUUAUUUCACCUGUGCUCUAGUUCAGAUAUCCUCAAAAUGUUGCCUGUUAGAGAGGCCUGAGAACAGGUUUGAAAACCUGUGCUCUUUGCAGAGAUCUGGGUGUGAAGACCAAAGAUUUUGUGUGAUUUUAAUCAAAGCUAUUGAGUUUUUGAUUAUUAGCCCCUAAGGACAUAUGCAGAUGUGAUAAUUAAAUGAUUUUUAAUCUCCAUUUGCUUGAUUUGUGCAAACCUAUGAUACAUUGAUAUUAGCCAUCUAAUCAAAUGUCUGAAUAAAUCUUUUUUUGUUUCUUUUUAGUAUAUAAUAUAAUCAUGUUUAAAUGUAUUUCAAUAAAAUAAUCUAUCUAAUAUUCCUUCAUUAUAAA